Molecule: messenger RNA, 1232 nt
Organism: Tarenaya hassleriana
Lineage: Eukaryota; Viridiplantae; Streptophyta; Magnoliopsida; Brassicales; Cleomaceae
Product: 14-3-3-like protein GF14 omega
Exons: 4
Coding region: 175-963 (262 amino acids)
Biological process (GO): signal transduction
Cellular component (GO): cytoplasm
Source: RefSeq, a predicted model, not a curated record
AAUCGUCGCUCCCCACUCGUUAUUCCCUUCUUCAAAAAAAAAAAACACCCAACAAAAAAAGAUCACGCGGCCCAGAGAACAUAACAAACAAAAAUCAGAAACACCAAAAAAAAUUUGAUUUCCUCUCUCUCUCUGAUCUGAAUUUCUUCGUCCUCCGAUCUAGCGAGAAGAGCAAUGGCGGCGUCUACGGCGAGGGAGGAGAACGUGUACAUGGCGAAGCUCGCGGAGCAAGCGGAGCGGUACGAGGAGAUGGUCGAGUUCAUGGAGAAAGUCGCCGGUGCCGUCGACAACGAGGAGCUCACCGUCGAGGAGAGGAACCUCCUCUCCGUUGCCUACAAGAACGUCAUCGGAGCACGGCGUGCCUCGUGGAGGAUCAUCUCCUCGAUUGAGCAGAAGGAGGAGAGCCGCGGCAACGACGACCACGUCUCCGUGAUCCGUGACUACAGAGGCAAGAUCGAGACGGAGCUCUCCAAUAUCUGCGACGGAAUCCUCAAGCUGCUCGACAGCCGCCUGAUUCCGGCAGCAUCUUCCGGAGAUUCCAAGGUUUUCUACCUCAAGAUGAAGGGAGAUUACCAUAGGUACUUGGCCGAGUUCAAAACUGGUCAGGAGAGGAAGGAUGCCGCCGAGAACACACUCAACGCUUACAAAUCCGCUCAGGAUAUCGCUAACGCAGAACUUGCUCCAACCCAUCCGAUCCGUCUCGGCCUGGCUUUGAACUUCUCUGUCUUCUACUAUGAAAUCCUCAACUCGCCUGACCGUGCUUGCAAUCUCGCUAAGCAGGCAUUCGAUGAAGCCAUUGCCGAGUUGGAUACUCUAGGCGAGGAGUCAUACAAGGACAGCACCUUGAUCAUGCAGCUUCUCCGUGACAAUCUCACUCUCUGGACCUCUGACAUGCAGGACGAUGGAGUGGAUGAGAUCAAGGAGGCAACACCAAAGCCUGCUGAUGAACAGCCGCCGCAGUAAGCCCGCGGUUUCCCCUUUACUCAGUAUUUGAACUUCUCCGUUAUAUAUGAUUUUGCGUGGAGAAGUUUGUGUUUGUUGCUAAUUCUCCUUUUCGUCUACCUCGAAGCUUGUGAGGCCAAUGUAUUCUUGCCCUUGUCUGGUUUGUAUUAUCUCUGAUCCAUCUUUCCUGUUCUUCUUUAUCCUCUCUUUGAUCGAUUUCACCAUGGAUUUUUCUGUAGUGAACUCACCUACCCAAUCAAUAUUUCCUGGUCUUUGUUUCCUUUUCUCAA